Molecule: messenger RNA, 693 nt
Organism: Cryptococcus wingfieldii CBS 7118
Lineage: Eukaryota; Fungi; Basidiomycota; Tremellomycetes; Tremellales; Cryptococcaceae
Exons: 1
Coding region: 1-693 (230 amino acids)
Source: RefSeq, a predicted model, not a curated record
AUGUCGUCUCCCCCUCUUUCCCCAGCUAGUACCCGCAACUCCUUUUCUACAGCUCGUGAGGACAAUUUCACCUCCGCCCCUCAAAGCUUUGGCGCCGAGAGCCACGCAGAAGAAGAAGGCGGUGGCGAAUCAACGCCAACACGACGCCUUCAAGUCGAUACUUCUCACCAGCCUUCUUCUGCUGUGGAUGAUGUUGCAAGCGAGGGAGGACAUACCCCUCGGUCUCCUAUGGACUUUCGCUCGGGCCCUACCCCUGAUUGGGAUUACGAGGCUGCCAAGCCCAAAAAGGCGCAGAGGAUGAGUUUCGUCUAUGGUACGACAGCUGGGACUUCUAGUCAAUUGCCGGAAGAGUCGGCUCCUCCUGCCUCUCAAGCGGGCGACGCCCUUCCCACUGGGGACGGUAGACGCAUGCCAGAGGUACAGCGCAAUUGGAGUGACGAAGUUUUGGUAGGCCGAGCGCCUUCGGUAUCGCGCCAGUCUUCCCUCGCUUCUGGCUUGGUGUCCGCGUCGGAGGAGGACGAUUCGGGCAGCGAUUAUGCGGGAGAAACGCGCAGGUCUGUUUAUGUCCCAUAUCAAAGUGCCACUAGGAGUAGUGAAGGGGGAGAGGGUCAGAGUCAGACGGGGGAGGGGAGGAGGACGAGGAGGGGUAAGAUGAGAAAGUACAUUAGUAGUUGUUUCACUGGCGGGGAUUGA